Molecule: messenger RNA, 957 nt
Organism: Bemisia tabaci
Lineage: Eukaryota; Metazoa; Arthropoda; Insecta; Hemiptera; Aleyrodidae
Source: RefSeq, a predicted model, not a curated record
UUUCAAUAACUUGCUCCACGACGCGACGCCGCGCCGCUGCUGCGCUGCUAUCGUCAUCUGAUAUGUGGGAUGAUAAUGCAAUGGCCAUCCUCCACUUUUUUCUGUAGACCAAUUUUUUCCCGUUAAUUUGUCAAAGAAUCGAAUAAAGUCGUGACGGAGACAGUGCCUUAAAUCGAGUCUGAAAUCAAAAAUUUAAGUUCAACUGGAGUAGGCAGUUUGUCUGUGUCUCAUGACCUGCACAGCACCUUGUAUGAUGGAAGAAUGUUUACUAUUUUAAGUGAAGAAGAGCCACCUCUAACUUGUUAUCUGUGUGGCAAUACAUCUGUUCAACCGAAAGAUAUUACAGGAGUGCAGAAGAGCCAUUUGAGAAAUUUCGAGUCUCUGAAGUUACUCGGAGCAAACGCCUGCACAGAUCCUGACGUUCCAACACGGGAAAAUCCCACUGAACGAGAGUACCUGCAUUGGUUAGUCGGAAAUAUUUAUCAGGAUCAAUGGACGACCGGUGAAACUAUUGUGGAUUACAUUGGACCAAUUCCUGAGCACAUGAAUGGUCCUCACAGAAUGGUAUUUCUUGUAUACAAGCAGCCAAGUACAGACUUCAUUAGGUUUGAGGAAGAACGACUUCCUCCUAAGCAUGAUCAAAAAAAGCGAGGAAAAUUUUCGUCAAUGAAUUUUACCAAGAAGUACAACUUGACAGGACCAGUUGCAGCAAACUUCUUUAUGGCAUACUGGACACAAAAUAUGGCGGCAAACUUGUCCAAACCAACAUCAUCAACUACGGAGGAUCCUAUCUACGAUUACACAGACGAAGAAAGCAAGAAUCAUACUGCUAAGGUCAAAACGUAACUGUAUUCAAUGAAAAACACAAAAUAACUGUGAACAAUAAAAAGACAAUCAGUAAUGCCUAAGAGAUGGGCACAAAUCUGGCUCUCUCCUCCCAGGGAAGAUUGUACAUUA